AUCAAUUUCAGGGGACAAUUUUGCUGAGAAAUAUAAGCACGGCAUCCUCAGGACGUUACCAGUGUGUGUCAUCCAACCUCAUGGGAACAAGUACCUGCCUUUUAGACCUUCAGGUUGUUGCACCUCAGCACCAAAGCGUGGGACUUAUUGCCGGAGCUAUUGCGGCAGGCGUGCUGGUGUUAAUCAUUUGUUUAGUUGUCGUAGCUGUGUGCUUGGUCUACUGGAGGAACAAACAUAAGGAAGAAGAGGAUGAAAUCCCUAAUGAAAUUAGAGAAGAUGAUCUUCCACCAAAGUGUUCGUCCUCUACCAAAGCAUUUCACCCUGAUGCAUCCUCAUCCGAGCAAGACACCUUUACAUCCACCAACACCUACAAUGGCCACUACUGGAAUAAGACCAAGCCUAAUUAUAAUUCUGGAUCUUACGUUCACUAUAAUGGCAACGGUGUGCGUCAGUCUUCUGCCCGUUCAGUGGCGGGUCAUAUAAGGUUAAAUUAUGCUAAUGGUGGACAACCUACCCCAGGUCCACCAAAGACAUUAGUGGUCACAACCAACACUGCCCCCUCUCCUAAGACUGGAGUUAGGAGCAACGGCACAGUUGGCAGAAAACCAAAGCCAUCCCAAACUAGGUCUUAUGCUGUGAGCCAGGCCGCACUGGAGAGAAUAGGUGCUGUGCCAGUUAUGAUACCAGCACAGAGCAGAGCUGGAUCCUUGGUAUAGGAAUUUGUAUCCUUUAUUGUUAAAUGAGAACACCAUUAGCAUGUGGGAUGGCAUCCUUGCACCUGUCAUUUCCUUUCAUUUUGGUAGUCAAUUAAAAGUGCUGAAAUCAACCAGUCUUUUGUUCUCUGGAGAGAUGACAAAACCCUGGGACAAGGAUUAAACAGGGAAAUGUGGACAGUUUGCAGAGAUUAGAACUAAUCAUUGCAGUGCCAAGCAUAGCCCGAGGGCUUCCAGUGCUGAAUUGCUUAUGUGCCUCCCUCAUCCAGCCGGUUGAUCAUAUGCUCAAAUCCAUUUAUGGCUUUUAUAUUUCUAACACCUGCCUUGUUUGGAAUUCUGCUUAUUUUAUUGAUACAUAAUGAAGGUGCUAUAGAGCCCCACCAAACACCAGCUAAAAAUACGGCAAUCAGCACUCGCAAUCUACUCUUGGUCCAGUACCACUGAUGAGUGAAUAUAUUCAUUAAUGAUGCUGGGAAUUCUCUUUGACGAAGAGACAAACAGCUGUGGAUAUCUUUGGAGCAACUCUCAUUAGGCACUUAGCUUAACCUGUUAGAUAAACUGAAUCCCUUCAGCAGUCACUAGACGAUUCCAUGUGAUUUCUACAUUGUAGUGACUGAUCAGAUGAUUUCUUAAGUGCAGAUGGCUUAUACUGCAAUUAUGCAACUCAGUAUUAUUUUAUACACUCAGUUAUGCUUUCACAUUUAUUGUUUUGUUUUACCAUUAAUGUUAAUGCUGCACACACUUAUUUAUUUGUCAUAUAACAUUGUAUGUGUGUUUUAACCUCAGUUAGUGUCAUGAUUCAAUUGGUAUUCAGUAUGGCAACCAUGAAUAGAUACAAUACAUGAAUUACUCUGUCUCAUAAUAUUUCAGUCGAGCACUUGAAAACCAGGCAGUAUCAAACUAUCUUAAUCCUGGAGAAUGUCUUGAUUCUUAUUCUAUUUGGUACCACUCUAAAUAAGUUGGUGUAUAUGAAUGAUUUGGUUUUUACAUGACAUCUUGUAAUUCUACAGAUAUAUUUUUAAUCGACAAUAGCAGAAAAGGACUAUGCACUUUUUUUAAAAUAAAAAAGCCAUUAUCUUAA
Molecule: messenger RNA, 1794 nt
Organism: Bombina bombina (fire-bellied toad)
Lineage: Eukaryota; Metazoa; Chordata; Amphibia; Anura; Bombinatoridae
Product: immunoglobulin superfamily member 11-like
Exons: 3
Biological process (GO): homophilic cell-cell adhesion
Cellular component (GO): cell-cell junction
Molecular function (GO): ionotropic glutamate receptor binding
Source: RefSeq, a predicted model, not a curated record